Acomys russatus (golden spiny mouse) is the source of this 489-nucleotide messenger RNA. RefSeq names its product 60S ribosomal protein L23-like. Gene Ontology annotation, biological process: translation. Gene Ontology annotation, molecular function: structural constituent of ribosome; large ribosomal subunit rRNA binding. The record is from RefSeq and is a predicted model, not a curated record. NCBI's taxonomy places the organism in Eukaryota, Metazoa, Chordata, Mammalia, Rodentia, Muridae. Gene Ontology annotation, cellular component: ribosome; cytosolic large ribosomal subunit.
AUGGAGAAGGACAAUGAUGGCAGUGAUGACUGCAGCCAUGACAACUGUAGGGCAGAACCACCAGAUGUCGAAGCCAGGACGUUUUUGGGGUCCUCUGGAGUGAAAUUCCAAAUUUCCCUGGGUAUCCCAGUAGGAGCUGUGAUCAACUGUGCUGACAAUACAGGAGCCAAAAAUUUGUAUAUCAUCUCUGUGAAGGGAAUCAAAGGACAGCUGGACAGGCUUCAUGCAGCUGGUGUGGGCGAUUUGGUGAUGGCCACAGUUAAGAAGGGCAAACCAGAGUUAAGGAAAAUGGUCCAUCCCGCUGUGAUAAUUCGACAAUGAAAGUCAUAUCAAAGAAAAGAUGGGGUGUUUCUUUAUUCUGAAGAUAAUGCAGGGGUCACAGUAAACAAUAAAGGCGAGAUGAAAGGUUCUGCGAUCACAGGUCCAGGUGCAAAGGAGUAUGCAGACUUGCGGCCCAAGAUUGCAGCCAAUGCAGGCAGCAUCGCAUGA